GUAGCUUAUGGAUUUUCUAUGCAUCAGGCAUUUCUAGUGCUGAUCGCACACUGUUAUUACAAUACGCGCGUUAUUCACUGUUAUUCAUGUCGGGAGCUCGACAAAGGACGACUCAGGAACCGCUGAUGCCUGCGGUCUGUCAAGCAAUGUUUUUGUAACGGUAGCUUACACUAGGGGGUUGGCGGUCACCACAAUAACACCGCCAUCGAUCGCUCCUUAAGCCCUAAAUUAAAGCAAUUUGUUCUGGGGGUACAGUAGUUCAAACACAUCGUCAUAUGCACUGAGUAGAUUAGUGGCGUUGGAGUACGGUGAUGCAGAGGAACUGUUUCAAAAGGUGUGAAGGGUUCAUUUGAGAGAUAGACGGUGGAGGUGGCUGGUACUUCAGUGGUACAGAUAUUUCGAUCCAUGAAACGAGGACUUGACGGGACCGCCUGGUGGUUGACCAAAUUAAAAAACAAAGGAUUUCAAAGGAAACUUUAACAUGGCACUGAACAUUUUGACACGCUUGGUCAUACUGUGUGUGUUAUUUUUGGCUAUUGGUUCAAUGCCUGUGCGAACGAGGCCCGGUGGCCGGAGUGGACACAACAGUGGCCAUGCAGUGGAUAGACUGCCCCUAUUUCCUGACAAGUCGGCGUGGUGUGAAGCGCAAGGCAUUCAACAAGUCAUUAGUCAUGAUGGAUGUACGUCUAAGAAAAUUGCAAAUAAGGUGUGUCUUGGUCAGUGUUACAGUUACAGCGUUCCCCGUACCAUGCCGACAGAGACAAACUCGCAGCUACAGUACUGUAGUUGCUGUAAACCAUCGAGAGCCACAUGGCAAAAGAUACCGCUGGACUGUGUCAUGGACGGUAUCUCGCAGAAAGUAGACAAACUCGUCGAGUUGGUACAAGAAUGCGAAUGCCAGAGCUGUACGGGUUCAGUCGCUAGUGGCUUCGAUGGAUUCAUCAAUCUGUAAUUUUUUUUCUUGAAAAGAUAUUCAAGUGAAACUUAGUUUGAACCAGGUUUAUUUUGGGUGAAACUGGCCUAAAACAGUUCACAAUCUGAUGAGAAAUCACCAGUAAUCCACGUGUCAAAUUGUAAAUAAAAGUUACUGCCAAUGAAGUCUAAGCCUAUAAAUCUUCUGAUAUUACAUGAAACCUUGUACACGUACUUGCUUGGUUUUGCAGUUUAUACAGUUUCUGUUUUGGCAUUGCAUACAUCCAUGUACCUGUAUAACUUUGUAAGUUUUGACAAGCUAAAAAUAAGACCCAGACGACUGUUGGGAAUUAGCCACAAAUUUUCGAUAUCUGUGAAGUGUCAAAAUUUGUUUAUUUUUUUUAUUUCACGUUACAGGCUUCAAUAAUUCACAUACGUGCACGUAUAACAUUGUUUUGUGAUGCAUCACGUUGGUUUACUAAAGACAGGUCAUCAGAAUGUUUACAUGCAUAAACUUAAAAUCCCUUGCAAAUUGCUCGAUAAGAGAUUUACGACUACGAAACCUCGUCAUAAACAUGUACUUUUGCAGUGCCUAAGUACAUACAUGUACGUCACUGCUUGGCUUGAAUUGUAUUACUACUCUCAGUCCAGGGAUUAUGGAAUCUACAAAUGGGAAUAUUAGUUAAUUAUGUAAAUAUGUAAAUUGAUUUAAACAGUCUUGUGUUCAAUCGAUGAAACUGUGAAUCACUUCGCAAUGUUGUGUAAUUCCCGCUUCUUAUUAAGAGCUGAUUAUACACAACAAACAUAACAAAGUUCACAUACAAGCCUCGAUUUUAAUAUUUCUAGUUUACCUUCAUUUUCCUUUAAAUGUAGAAGGACCAGUUUUAAAAUUCAUUUCAUAGAACUGAUACGUGGAAACUUGACUUUUGAAUUCGGAGACCAGCGGCUCCAUGAAGAUCAUUUCAAGUAAAAAAUAUCAUUAGCUUUCAAAAUAUAUAAAUUUGCAAAGUACACUUAUUAUGCUUAAAAAUUAGAAUAAAAUGCGAAAAUAGCUUGGAUAAUUA
Acanthaster planci (crown-of-thorns starfish) is the source of this 1976-nucleotide messenger RNA. RefSeq names its product neuroblastoma suppressor of tumorigenicity 1-like. The record is from RefSeq and is a predicted model, not a curated record. Gene Ontology annotation, molecular function: receptor ligand activity; BMP binding. Gene Ontology annotation, biological process: animal organ morphogenesis. NCBI's taxonomy places the organism in Eukaryota, Metazoa, Echinodermata, Asteroidea, Valvatida, Acanthasteridae.